This is a messenger RNA of Lepus europaeus (European hare), 10588 nucleotides long. It is a transcript of the gene CEP57, whose product is annotated as centrosomal protein 57. NCBI's taxonomy places the organism in Eukaryota, Metazoa, Chordata, Mammalia, Lagomorpha, Leporidae. Gene Ontology annotation, molecular function: microtubule binding; identical protein binding; gamma-tubulin binding. Gene Ontology annotation, cellular component: centrosome. The transcript is spliced from 11 exons. The record is from RefSeq and is a predicted model, not a curated record. The coding region runs from base 515 to 2011 and encodes 498 amino acids.
ACUGAGGUUUUCUCAGGCGUUUGAUCCACGGGACGUGACGGACUGGUUUGAACUUCGCUUUCGCCUUUAGUUCAACAAUUCCGUUCCGUUGCCACUGGCGACCACACAAUCCCCUCGCCCCAGUUCCCUCCGUGGGAAGGCCCGCCCCUGGGUAGAACGCCCUGAGGCCCCGGCGGCGUGCCGUUACGGUUCCCGGGCGCGCUCCGUGACUCUCUACCUUGUGACGUCAGCACGGGAGGCGGGUUCUCUCGCACUACGGGAAGACGUCCGCUUUAUUUGAUUGGCUACUGAAGACGUCCGUUAGUGCGUGUUGCCCUCUCCGCGUGCGCCCAGAGCGUGGGCGUCGCUGUGGGGGUGUGUGGCAGGGGUUUCUAAGCUGGGCACCCAGCACCCCCCGCCCCUUCCAUCCGGGGUUCGGUUUAGGGUCGCCCCUGGUGGGCGGCUCUCGAAUCUUGAAGAGCACGAGAACACAGAGCGCCGGGGAGCUGCGGAGCCUCUCUGGGCACUCCGGAAGAUGGCGGCGGCAUCUGUCUCUACGGCUUCUGGUUCUCAGUUCUCGAACAUCUUAACUGAACCAUCAAGGUCUAAUGGAAGUAUGGUUCGCCAUUCUUCAUCUCCAUAUGUAGUAUACCCAACAGACAAGCCUUUCCUUAAUAGUGAUCUACGGCGCUCUCCAAACAAGCCUACACUUGCCUAUCCAGAAAGCAACAGUCGAGCAAUAUUUUCUGCUCUGAAGAAUCUUCAAGAUAAGAUUCGACGUUUGGAACUGGAAAGGAUUCAGGCAGAAGAAAGUGUGAAAACCUUGUCUAAAGAAACAAUUGAGUACAAGAAAGUAUUGGAUGAACAGAUACAGGAAAGGGAGAAUUCUAAGAAUGAGGAAUCAAAGCACAAUCAAGAACUGACAUCUCAGUUGUUAGCUGCGGAAAAUAAAUGUAAUCUUUUAGAAAAACAAUUGGAAUACAUGCGAAAUAUGAUAAAGCAUGCAGAAAUGGAGAGGACAUCUGUCUUAGAGAAACAGGUUUCCCUAGAAAGAGAACGACAACAUGAUCAAACACAUGUUCAGAGCCAACUGGAGAAAUUGGAUCUACUUGAACAGGAGUAUAACAAACUUACUACAAUGCAGGCCCUUGCAGAAAAAAAAAUGCAAGAGUUGGAAGCGAAACUCCAUGAAGAAGAAAAGGAAAGAAAACGUAUGCAAGCCAAAGCAGCUGAGUUGCAAACUGGUCUAGAAACAAAUAGACUUAUCUUGGAAGAUAAGACAACUCCAUAUGUUCCUAGUGCUAGAAGAAUUAAAAAAAAGAAGUCAAAACCUCCGGAAAAGAAAGGCCCUAGGAACUGCUUUGGUACACAGCCGCACUAUAGAUUAUGCUUGGGUGAUAUGCCAUUUGUAGCUGGAAAGUCAACUAGUCCUAGCCAUGCCGUGGUCGCCAAUGUUCAGCAUGUCCUGCAUCUAAUGAAGCAACACAGUAAAGUUCUGUGCAAUGAUCGAGUAGUCAACAGUGUUCCUUUGGCAAAACAAGUAUCAUCGCGAAGCAGUAAAAGUAAGAAGUCAGUAACCCCUCCCUCCUCCAGCAUUAAUGAAGAGUUGUCAGAAGUCUUACAGACUUUACAGGAUGAAUUUGGGCAAAUGAGCUUUGAUCACCAGCAACUUGCAAAACUCAUCCAGGAGUCACCAACCGUUGAGCUAAAAGAUAACUUAGAGUGUGAACUAGAGGCAUUAGUGGGAAGGAUGGAGGCAAAAGCAAACCAAAUUACCAAAGUUCGAAAAUACCAAGCCCAGCUGGAGAAACAGAAGACAGAGAAGCAAAAGAAGGAAUUAAGAGCCACAAAGAAGACCCUUGAAGAAGAAGGAAGCAGUAGCAACCGUUCUGGAAUUACAGGGAACACAAAUAAGAAGGAUUAUACCAAAUUGAGACCUGGAGAAAAAAGCAGAAAAAAUCUUCAGUUAUUGAAGGACAUGCAAACCAUACAGAGUUCAUUACAAAGUGGUGAUUUGUGUUGGGAUUACUGACUAUCAGGUCAUAAAUUUUAUUUGGAUAAUAUGUACCUCAGUCAGAUGUUGACAAUUAAUUUUCCAGGUCACAUACUAUCUUCUGUUGAAAUUAGUUAAUAGCAAGUGUUAAGAGGCUCAAAGUUUAUUACGUAGACUUUGUGUGUUUUUUGCAGCCUCACUAAGUGUUAACCAUUUCUGUGGAAGCCAAGGGAAUUUUAAAGUUUGAGAAGCCACACAGACUGUUUCUUUGAUAUGAAUUUGCUGUACUGAUACAUUGUACUUUGUAAACACAUUACCAGUUUUUUACUUGUGGGUGUGAUUUUUAAAAUUAGUUUUUAUAUAUAAAUAAAAUUGGGUUUAACUUUUUAAAAACAAGUGGCUGUCUCAAAGGCAGUGUUUGCUUAAAAAUUCUCAUUUUUUUAAUCUUUCUCUGACAGAAAUUGCCCACUUCCUCUUUCCUCUAGAAACCAUUAGUAUGCUUUAACUAUUUGAUGACAUAGUUCUUAUAUUUAAAUAUUUAUAUAUUUAAGAGAAUUGUUUUGGUUUGCUUUUGGCACUUCAUUUGAUCCAUUGUGAUCAAACAUUGAUCAACAUUAAAUGCAUUUGUAUUGCUUUUUAAUUGUUUAAAUUUUUUAAAGUGUAGUCAGUUACCUGUAAAAAAUAGUAAAAGCCUUAUUAAUAAUGUAAACUGUGAAUGAAAUUUUAGAAUAAAGUGAGAAUGGGAGAAGGGAGAUGUGAAGCAUACAUAUAUGCUAUGUUUAGUAACUGUAAUCAUGUUAUUUAGUCAAGGUAUUGUGGUUUUUAUUGUAACUUAGAGAACACCUUGAAUAUCUGCUUUUUUCAUAUAUAGUUUGAGUGCAAUAUAAACUGUACACACAAUUAUGUUAAUGUAAAUCAUAAUUUUAAGUAAUUUUUAGAUUUAACAUUUUAUAAGAUUGCCACUGAAGUCAAUGAAACAGCUUUUUUAAGGAAACAAACUUUCCUUAACAAUCUGUUAAUCUGUUAAUAAAGGCUUCAUUUAUUGUAACCUUUGAAAAGUGCAUCUCUAAAUAGGACAGCAUCAUGUUGAUUGAGAAACUAAAAAUAUACAAUAUUUAUUUGCCAUUCUUAUGUUUACAUGUAAGUUUAUCACCAACAAGAUUGAAUUAUCUCAUCCUUGUAUGGUAGGGUGCUAUGCUAAUGAAAACAUUAGCCACAUGUAAAGAAAUUCUUAAAUGCUUUUGCUGCAAUUUGUUGAGAUGAAGUUUUAGGAUGCCAAGCAUGAGCUGUGUGACUUCUUAGGCACUGUAAUACACUUGUUCUACUUUCUAGAGUUAGAGCUGUUAACUUAGCAUCCUGAUUUGGCAGGAUUUGUGAAUUUCCUGAAGUUACACAUAAACUUUGCCUGUGUGUAUGAUUUUCUGAUGAGCAGGUUUGCAGCUUCAUCAUACCCACAACAGGAGUCUGAAGGUGAGAAUCACUACUCUGGUGACCUGGUAAAUAUUUCUCCUGUUUUCAGCUGUUAAACUUUUGUCAUCUCCUUAUUUGAAUUUCAGGUCAUUAAAUUGUCUAAAAGUCAUUUGAAUUGUAAUGUCUCAGAGUUCUAAUUAGAAAAGUAAGUAAUUGAAUGGUGCAAAACUCCUCAUCUCUCAACUAGAAUUGAAACUGAAAUAACCGGGCCGGCGCCGCGGCUCACUAGGCUAAUCCUCCGCCUUGCGGCGCCGGCACACCGGGUUCUAGUCCCAGUCGGGGCACCGAUCCUGUCCCGGUUGCCCCUCUUCCAGGCCAGCUCUCUGCUGUGGCCAGGGAGUGCAGUGGAGGAUGGCCCAAGUCCUUGGGCCCUGCACCCCAUGGGAGACCAGGAUAAGCGCCUGGCUCCUGCCAUCGGAUCGGCGCGGUGCGCCAGCCGCAGCGCGCCUACCGCGGCGGCCAUUGGAGGGUGAACCAACGGCAAAAGGAAGACCUUUCUCUCUGUCUCUCUCUCACUGUCCACUCUGCCUGUCAAAAAUAAAAAAAAAUAAAAAAAAAAGAAAUAACCAUUCUAGCUUUUGAUAAUUUUUUAAGAUUUUAUUUGAAAAGUAGUUACAGAGAGAGGGAGAAACAUAAAGGUUUUUCAUCCACUGGUUCACUCCCCAAAUGGCCACAACAAUGGCCAGGCGCCAGGAGCUUCUUCCAGGUCUCCCACGCGGGUCUAGGGGCCUUAAACACUUGGACCAUCUUCCACUGCCUUCCCAGGCCAUGAGCAGAGAGCUGGAUCUGAAGAGGAGCAGCUGGGACACAAAUGGUGCCCAAAUGGGAUGCUGUUGCCUCAGGUGCAAGCUUAUCGCCCACUAUGCCACAGCGCCAGCCCCACUUAGGAUGCUCUUGAGGUGAGAACUAAAAACAAGAAACCUGCUACCAUUUUAUCUGAGAGUUUAAAUGAAUAUGUUGUAGUCUGUCCACUUACAUUGUAUCAGAGCUUUAUUGCAAUGCAUUUCAAAUUUAUCUUUGUGUAAAAUGCUACAGUACAGUAUGUUUACAGGCUGGUGGAAGACAUCUGUAUUGUUUGUCAGUAUAGUACAUUCAUUGCAGUGCUGAUAGUCCUGUACACUGUGCUGUUCAGGCACAAAGUUGAAUUUGCAGAGGAAUGAGGAGUCAGACAGGUAUAACCUCAUCCUCUGGGAACCUAACAUUUAGAAUGGGUAGGGAACCUUUUUUCUGCUGGGGGCCAUUUGGUUGAUAGAGACCAUACAAAGUUACCAACUUAAAAAUUAGCCUGCUCAAUCUAUUGAAUUAUGAGUCCACCUGCAGUUACCUUGGUGGAGUCCGAGCAAAUGAUAAGGUUGGACAUUCUCUAUCCCUGAUCUAGAGACUAGGAAUCAGUCAUAAUGGAGUCAGGAAGCUGGAGUUUACAUGGGGUAUUGGUGAAUAGCAGAGUACUAUUGGUGAGUAAAAGGUGAGGGGGGAGGGGUAGGCAGAGAUUAGGUCUCAGGAGGAUUUAGGAGCUUCAGUUCGAUAGUCAUCUCUAAAUGUCGUCCCUGGGAAAGGUACAUCUGCACUACCAGUUCAGAGAUACACAUGAAGUUGUGAAAUAUUUUAUCUAUACAAAAGUUCUAGAGUUCCUUUUCUCCUCCUAUGCAGAAAGCCAUGAGUCAUCUUAAAUGCUCCAGUGCAUGAAGAUUCCCUGCUUAAGGUGAGAGAAACCAUGGUAAGGUUUUGAACAGUGAAAUGAUAGGUUUGCACUUAGUUUUCUCUAGUUUUUGAGUGGAAUUUAAAGUGGGUGGAAGUGUACUAUGACAAAAAGCUUGAAAUCUACAUUCCUUUAACACAGUAAUCAAGUGACCAGAUUUUUCCUUGCAAUAGAUUUCACACAGCAACCAAAUCAUUUUGGUACCAAUUAUAAUAAUUAUGUACUAACAAACUAUAUCCUCAUUAAACAAGAACAGGGCAAGGUUCACUCCCCAAAUGUCCACAACAGGAGUAGGCCAGGCUGAAGCCAGGGUCUCCCACAUGGGUGGCAAGGCUACAUGAACUUGAGUUAUCAUCUGCUUCCUCCCAGGAUAUAUUAGCCAGAAGCUGGAUGAGUGCCAGGACUUGACCCCCACUGCAAUAUGGGAGAGUUGUGUCCUAUCCAAGUAUGCCAUCAUGCCCUCUCAAAAAUACAUGUUUUUGUUAUGUGAGUGACAAAAUGGCUUCAAGUUGAACAUUUCUGCCAAAGACUAUAUAUGUAAUAUCUUAAGGCAAAGAACUGUCCAAAAAGAUCAAGGGACAAGAAGCUCCUUUGUUACAGUAUAUAACAGAUUUUAUCUAGAAUAAAACAGACAAAAAGGAGUCAGAAACUCUUGUAGCAGGCAAACGGUGAAGCAAGAUUUCCUUUACUGUUAUUGAGAUUAAAUACAUCUUUAUUCUGGCAAUAUGUUCUUUGGUAAAUUUAAUCAUUUAUUGGAUUUACAUUAUUUUCAAAUAAAAAAGUACUAAAAAUAUUUCAUGUAAAAUUUGAGCACAGUACUUACCUUAGUCAAUCCUUUUACAUUUUUCAAAUAGUGUCCAGAAACCUACCACUUCGCUUCUGUUGUGUUUACACACACAAAAUUAAAAUAUAUUCUGUGUUAUUUCUGGUAAUUGAAGAGUGUGAACCUUUUCUCCUUUAUCCCUCUGCUCACCCCUGCCCCAAACACAUCCAUAAGGCAUCAUUUUGCAAUAGCUUUCUAGUACAUUUUAAGUAAAUAUACAAAUAAUAUCAGCAAUAAUUUUAAACUGUAACUAUCCAUAAUAUCCCGAAGGUUUUGCCUUGCACUAUACGAAGAAUGUGAAUGGCGGUUGAAAGGCCAUCAAAAUGUUUCAGUUACUACCAAAAAGAAUAAACCUAUGAUAGAGAAAGGGCUAUCAGGAUUUUGAGGCCCAAUCUGUAUGAACAAUGAGCUCUCACUCAUCAAGAGGUAUUUUCUAAAGUGACUUUUAUUAAGACAGAAUCUUUUAAAAUUUGCAGGAUUGAAAUCUUAAUAUUAGUGUCCUGUGUAAUUGCACGUAAGCCACCUAUGCUGCUACAGGUCUAAACUCACCCUAAAGAGAUUUAAAAUAAAUAAAAGCAACAAAACUUUAUCUCAUAGAAGGUCUUAAAUAUGGAAGACUUAAUCUCAUAAAGCUGCCACUGUCAUAAGUUCGUAGCAGUGAUGUCCCCCCACCCCCCCAACUUAACAGUCCUUUCACACAACAGUUUGAACAGGAGUGACACACUGUGCAGGAGAGCUGGCUCUCUCUGAUGAUGAGGUUGAUCGGUUGGAAAUUUCUCUCUGUAGUUCCUCUACUUUUUUCUGAAGCUCUGCUCGUUUAGCAAGAAGUUCUUUAUAUCUAUUGUGAAUAGGUUCCUAAAAGAACAAGAUGAUUUCAGUGAGGCAAUCCUGAGCAAAUCCCAUAGUCAGAUCAUUCUGGACCACCCUCCCUCACCUUUCCAAUCCAUCAGCAGACAUAAAAUUCCAGGACUAUCGCUGGUAGCUUUCCCAGUGCGCCCAAGUAUUCCCAGACAAUACCCAACCGUCUAAGUGCUCUUGAACCUGGUACUAUACCAAAUAGAACAAAUAAUUGUGAGACAAUGUUCAGAAUUCCCUGUAUUUGCCUAUUUUUAGUCUCAGCAGUUCUAAAUUGUAAACAUUUCACAAUAUUGUCACAAGGACUAAAAUGUUAUUAGGUAUUCAGUUUUCCUAACCCUGUCUGCUUCAUCUUGUUGAAAUAAGAUCCCCCUAGAAGUUAUCUAAUAUAAUUCCAACAUUUAAUGGGUAGAAAGGAAAGCUGUAAAUAUCUACAGAUAAUUUUUCCAGUUGGUUUUAAAAGGCUCAAAUCUAAAGAAGUUGCACUGCAUGGAUGAAAGUUCCCAUGGCAUAGGAUAGGGUGUUUGCAUACCUGUGGUUUCAUCCGUGGAUUCCACCUUAUGUAGUAUCCCACCCAGAGCUCUAGGUGGCGCAUGCUGGCUACUGGAUAAAGGACGUGAUUGGAAUAGCUCCCAUAGAGAGGAUUAGUGAAGUCUUCCAGCUGGCUAUUUAUGUAAGACCACAGUGACACAGUCCUUCUAGGAAGAUUCUGUAAAAAGCAAAAACAGGUAAGGACUUCUACCACACAAGCUACUUACAUUAUCGGUGAAAUUUUUAACAUUUUGUGGUCCUUUAUCUCUUUGGAGGGAACAGACUUGGACAUUUCACUGAUAAGCCCACUUAUAUUAAAACACAGUAGUAGAAAACCGUCUGCCCACUCUUGAGAGUUAACAGUUACCAUAUGACCCAGCAAACCUAAGAUGUAUGCUCGUAUGAGAGCUUUUAUCACAGAUGUUGAAAGCAGCAUCAUUCAUAAAAGCCCAGAAGUGGAAGCAACACUAGGCUAUCAACUAACCUACGUAAUGAAAUAUUUUUUAAAAGGAUAUGGACUGUAAUAUGGGUGAGCCUUGAAACACUGUAAGUGGAAGGAGCCAGACACUAAGGUCACAUGGUGAAUGAUCACAUUUUUAGGAAAUUUUCAAAAAAGGGUUAAUGUUUUGUCAAUAGCUGGGAGAUUGGGAGUAACUAACAGGUAUGGGCUUCUUUGCACAGCUUUACAGAUACCAUUUUUUAACCACUAUACUGUUAUUAGAGUAGAUUUUACGAUAUGCAAAUUAUAUUUGAGUAAACACUUUAAAACAAGACUGUUAAAAGAUGAAAGUAUCUUAUUUUUUCACAGUUCAUACUAUAUUUGGAAACAGUUAUUGCGUGUCAGACACUGAAAAGUUUAAAAUUUUGAGACCUGCCAUCAAAGGAACUGAAAAUUUAGGAAGCACUUAAUAAGCUUUCCUUUAUUUAGUCUUUGCAAUAGUAAGUACUAUUAGCCUUAUUUUAUAGAAGUAAAAAUUGACUCACCCAGUGUUAUUUAGUGACAGAUACAAGACUGCAGCUGAAUAUCUGGACAUAAGCAUAGUGGCAAGCACUGCUCGCACUUUAUAGAAAAGUGAGAGUAUAGUGAUUCCUUAACAGUGAUAUCUCUGGGGAAAUGGGGUACUAAAAAAUUUUUACAUGUCAUUUCAGUGCUAAGCUUAAGUCAUUUGUAAGAAAUAAAAUGUCUCAUUUAAUGCAGACUAUAUCUUCAGAUUUGAGCUGCCCACUCAAGUGUAUAGCUUCUGCUAAACAUACUUUCUGCACCUGCUUUCAAGGAUUUCCAUCCUGUAUAAAGUAAUAGAUACACUGAUCACCACUUAUGCCACUUCUCUUUAGCAGACAACACUCCAUGCAUCAAGUCAGACAGUAGUGAAUACUUUCAGCCCUGUGACAGAGGUAUUUCAACACAGUUCAGGUCAGAUAUUUGAAAGGAAGUAAUCACAUUACAGCAUGUAAGAUAAAAUAUGACCCAACAUGUCACUCAAAAGAAUGUCGAGUUGAAAUGUAAAGAGGAGUGAAUGGUGGGGAUGGAGUAGGGUUACAGCUCAUAUUUUACCUCUUUUACUCUCUGCUGUUCACUGUUGCAGAGGAAUGUUCCAAAUAAACAGCUGUAGAGGUGGUCCAAAAUGGUAAUAAGAAAAUAUUCAUUGAAUUCAAAUGCGGUAGGAAACUGCAAAUUGAACACCAGAAACAGAUUUUUUAAGGAUGUCCGUAUUUGUCAUGAGUCGAAGGUAUUUCAAUAGUAUUUAUAAUACUUAACAUUCAAAACUGUUUCUUCUUAGCCAUUUAUAGCAUCUGCAUGCCUUUCUGUUCAAAAGUCACUUUUACUUUUCUUCUUAGGUGAUUUCUGCCAGAAUCUCUAAUGGUCUGACCACAGUUUUGCUGUAUCAUUAACCUCGUGUAAGAUUUUUCUUUAAAGACUAACAGUGGCUCGCAAAAACAUUACACAGAUAAUUAUGCAAAGCAGAUGAUCAGAUUUAUAAGUCAGCCUAUUUAACUUUUCCAAGCAGCAUGCCCUUGAAGAAAGUCCCUUGGAAACCACUACUAUAUGGCAUCUUUCUAACCAAAACCUCACCAUCUAACCCAGGUCAAGGACAUGACUAGAUGUCUUCAGUAUGGGAGAAGAAUUACAUACCCCUAAAGGGUAAAGAGUUUAGUUUAAUCCUUCCUACUUUAGAAUUAUUCAGAAGUUGUGUGUAAAUUUCUACCAAGUACAGGACUGUAAAAAGACUACAUGCAAGUUUGUAUUCCUUAGAAUGAUACCUACUAAAAUAGUAUGAACUGUAUUCAAAAGAACAGGGAUGAGAAUAAUCUUGUCCUGAAGUCUGCUAAAUUUCAGGAAGCUACAGGUAGGAUAACAGCCAAGUUCUCAAAUACUAAAAGGCAAAUUACUAGGCCUUGAAUAAGUUUUGUAGCUGUUAGCUGAAUGAAACAGGUGAUCAAGUCCCAUUUAUAAAGUGUGCAGCAAAAUGCUUCUAAACAAUGGGUCACUGAAGAAAUCAAAAGGGGAACGUUAAUGAAAUGAAACUGUAAACAUCAGUUCUAAGGCAUUUUUUAGCAAUUUGUAUGUAUAUUGAAAUUCAGAUAACAAAUAAUGUUAACAGUGUAUCCUAAGACCUGGGCAAAGCAGAAAGGGAACUCUUAUACACUGUUAAAUGGGAAUGCAAAUUAAUACAGCAAUUAUGGAGAAAAGGAAGUUCUUCAAAAAUCUAGAAAUUAUACGUAUAUCUGGGAAUAUAUCCAAUGAAAAUGAAAUAAGCCUAUUAGAGACAGACCUGUAUGCCCAUGUUCAAUGCAACAUUAUUCACAACAUCAAGAUAGGAGUCAACCUAGGUUUCCAUCAUUGGAUGAAGGGAUAAACUGUUAAGUAUACACAAUGAAAUGUUACUCAGCCAUAAAAAAGAUUGGAAUCUUGAUUAUUUGCAGCAAAAUGGAUGAAAUUGUAGGUCUUUAUCACUAAGUCAAAUAAGCCAGGCACAGAAAAACAAUGGAGGCUACAAAAAAGUCAACCUGAACUGAGAGGCUUCGGGGAAGGGAAGAUAGAGGGAGGUGAGAGAAUGAGUACCAGAAGGGGUAAGUUCUAGUGUUCCACAGUCAGGCAACUACAAUCAAGAUAAUGUGCUAGGAACUGUAUAAUAAAGAACUGGAGGAGAACAGUUGGAAAAUUUAGUUACCUGGCCUGAUUUAUAUUGUAUAUGUGUUGGAGCACAAAAAAAAAUUGACAUUUUCUUUGGAAAAA